AUGCAAGUCUUUGAUUAGUCGCACAAUCGCUCCUGGCAUACCAUCGCUCGCGCCGCUGCAGGCGACGGCCAGGAGCCUCCACUCCCGGCGAUGGCCGUGCGGUCCCGGCCUCGCCGCUCCGCCGGCCACCUUUACCACCUCCGCCUCCCAAGGCUCCUCUUCCUCCUCCCGCUCGCUCUCCUUCUCAUCCUCUUCCUCGGGCACCUCCCCGCGCUCCUCCGCGGCGCCAACGCACACGGCCGCCGGUGUCUGCCAGACGCCACUGACCACCUCCUCCCCUUCUCCCACCCCUUGCCGGAUCCCCGCCUCAGCAUCGCCAUCGUCACCCUCGCCGACGAGGACGCCGGCAGGCCGGGCGGACGGCGGUCCUUCCGCGGCGUGCUGGCGGCGUCCGCGCGGAACAAGCGCGCCUACGCGGAGGCGCACGGGUAUGGCCUCGUCGUGCUCCCCGCGUCCGCCGUCGACCCCAGCCGCCCGCCCAGCUGGAGCAAGGUCCUCGCGCUGCGUUCCCACCUCCGCCACCACCACUGGCUCUUCUGGAACGACGCGGACACACUGGUUACUAACCCAGAAAUCCCACUGGAGAGGAUUUUAUCCUCAGUGAUCGGAUACAAUGAUUUUGACAAGUCACCUGAUCUUGUUCUAACAGAGGAUUUUGGUGGUGUGAAUGCUGGAGUUUUCUUUUUAAGGAGGUCAAAAUGGAGUGAGAAGUUUUUGGAUACCUGGUGGAACCAGACAUCGUUUAUACAGUUCGGUUCCACGAGAAGUGGAGAUAAUGCAGCACUCAAGCAUCUCAUAGAUCACUUAUCAGCUGAAGAAAUGCAAGAGCAUGUUCGGAUAGCAAAAAUGCAGUGCCUCUUCAAUUCCUAUCCAUGGACCCUUACAUUGAAAUCGGUGCGCCGCCUGAUCUUCCACCUGCCCACUACAUGGAAAGGGGUUUAUUCCGAUGGAGACUUUAUGGUUCAUUUUGCUGGUCUGGAUGACAAGCAAGGUUGGACGAAUAAGAUUCUUAGAGAGAGAGGAAAUUGAAGAUGAGCUGAUUUAAAUUCAGUUAUAGUCUAAGGAGCAAUCAGAAGAUUAUGCAAAGGCCCUGAUUUAUCUGAUCUAUUCAGUGGUAUACUUAUAGACAGUACAGCAUGUCAGGAUGCCAUUGUCAAUAGUCAAAACUGUGGCAUCUGGAAGGUCUAACCGGGCAACCAGAAGUUUGUGUGAAGGCCUUGACUGACAUGGUAUUUCGUGUUGUACACACCAGGGCAUCAGGAUGCUGCUGUCAAAAGUCACAAUCCUGCCAUGUACACGAUCUACACAGGGUUCGUUCACUUCCUGUUGCUAGUGUUAAACCGUUAUUACCCAAACACAACAGAAGCUGCAUAUCAUUGGCAGCCCUGGAGGAAUAAUCAACAUUAGCAUCUGCAUAACAGAACUAUCUAGGCAACAGACUGGGUUUUGUGUAAUAGGCUAGGACACUCCCAUGCUGUACAUGGUUUCAUGCUAAUAAUUGUCAUUAUUGAUUGGUCUACAAGCAGUAUCGAUCAGUGACAAGCAUAUGUUGUAUGUCCAAAACAUUAACAGCUAUUAAAUCACAAUACUCCCAUCUAAUA
Messenger RNA from Sorghum bicolor (sorghum), 1601 nucleotides. RefSeq names its product probable alpha-1,6-mannosyltransferase MNN10. Gene Ontology annotation, cellular component: Golgi membrane. The coding region runs from base 91 to 1029 and encodes 312 amino acids. Gene Ontology annotation, molecular function: glycosyltransferase activity. The record is from RefSeq and is a predicted model, not a curated record. Lineage: Eukaryota; Viridiplantae; Streptophyta; Magnoliopsida; Poales; Poaceae. Gene Ontology annotation, biological process: protein N-linked glycosylation. The transcript has 5 exons.